Molecule: messenger RNA, 903 nt
Organism: Naumovozyma castellii
Lineage: Eukaryota; Fungi; Ascomycota; Saccharomycetes; Saccharomycetales; Saccharomycetaceae
Gene: YIP5
Product: Yip5p
Exons: 1
Coding region: 1-903 (300 amino acids)
Source: RefSeq, a predicted model, not a curated record
AUGGCAACAACACAUAGUGACAACAAUUCAUUUUUAAACAUUGACGACGAUCUAGAAGGAGUGGAUGAUUUUCUUGGGGAUGAACCGAACCCAUUCGAGGACCCAAAUAACGUUAUCGCGAGUGAUGAUGUGUCCAAACCAACACCGGCGGCGCCAGCAGCAACGCCAGCACCGGUCAUUGCCAGUGAUGAUGCGAACACGAAGCAGGGGAAGUUGGGUCCCGGACUAUUGAACUAUUACUCUCGAUUUUUCCAAUUGGACACGCACGAACUGCAAGAAAGAUUAGUGAACGGUAUUUCGUUCCGUCCUACCAUGGACCCCAUGAAGAAAGUUGGUGAUUUGGAGGAUGAUUCGGAGUCGGCGGCGGUGAUGGAUCUGUACGGGUCCGUUUGGAUCACAGCGAGCGUGGUAAUGAGUCGAUUUAUCGUUGUUGGAGGGUUACAAUUAGUGAUCAAUGAAUUAGUGCAAGGUAAGAAGUUGGGUAGUGUGGAAGAGAUGAGGAAGAGUGAGUUUAUCAAUUUGAUCCAUUCGAUCUGGAUCUUCUUCGGGUAUACUUUUGGUGUUCCCUUUGUCAGUUGGCAAUUGCUGAUUAGGGAUGGUAGUUGGAAGAAAGGAGUUGCAUUGGGCGACGUGCAUGAUUUGAUAUCUGUUUAUGGGUACGGUAAUGUUGUUUGGGUGCCCGUGUGUAUGAUUAUGGCUGGUUUGGAUCGAUACGGAUCUGUUUCCGGGGUGAUUAGGAUCCUGGAGUGGGUGACUUUGUGUUUCGGGAUGUGCAAGAGUGGGUUUUUCAUUUAUAAGAUGGUUAAUUUCGGACAAGAAGAGAGUAAAGUAUCAGUUUCUUUGAUUGUAAUGUUUUGUUUCCAUGUUGUGUUCAGUCUAUUGAUCAAGUUUAUAAUAUUUUAG